AUGAGCAAGAUCGAAAAUUUGGGGUUCUAUAGAGUUGAAGACCAUACAGCUGUUCUCACCGAUGCCAGUCCGUGCGGGCUAGGUGCCAUCCUGAUUCAGUUCGAUGAGGCUGGUAAACACCGUGUCAUCAGUUUCGCUUCAAAAUCACUGACCGACACGGAGCGCCGUUAUUGCCAAACGGAAAAGGAAGCGUUGGGAAUAGUUUGGGGCGUAGAGCGUUUCCAGUAUUAUCUCCUGGGAAAAACAUUCGAUAUCCACACGGAUUGCAAAGCUUUAAGUUUUCUUUUCUCCCAGCGUUCUAAACCGUGCGCACGUAUAGAAAGGUGGGUGUUGCGGUUGCAAGCAUUCGACUACAAAGUAAUAUUUACGUCAGGAAAAGAUAAUGUGGCUGAUACUUUAUCACGGCUAUCAAUUCAAAAGGCAAUACCGUUUGACUCUUCAGAAGAAAUCUUUGUUCGGGAAGUCGUUAUGCACGCAGUAAAUUCUUCAGCGUUGACAUGGCGAGAUAUCGCAGAAGCGAGUAAAGCUGACUCAGAAAUUCAACAAGUUUUGAAUAUACUGGAAUCAGGAGAAAAUCAAGAUUUGCCAAUCGUAUACCGAGUAAUCGCCAAUGAACUUUGUGAUUUUCAAGGCGUGCUUAUUCGAGGAGAUCGAAUCGUUGUUCCGUGCUCUCUCCGAGAAAAAGUACUGCUUACCGCUCACGAAGGUCACCCAGGAAUCACGAUGAUGAAGAAUCAUCUACGUUCCCACGUUUGGUGGCCUAAAAUGGAUGCUCAGGUAGAGAAAAUCGUGAAGAACUGUAGAGGAUGUACCUUAGUCGGUGCACCAGAACCUCCGGAGCCUUUACAGCGGAGUCAGCUACCUAGUUAUCCAUGGCAUACGAUAGCUUUGGAUUUUUUCGGACCUCUGCCGGAAGGACAACAUUUAAUGGUUGUUAUUGAUUAUUACAGCCGCUUCAUGGAGGUAUGCGAAAUGGAAACGACAACUGCGCAAGAUGUCAUAAGAGAACUUUCCAUUAUGUUCAGUCGAUACGGAAUUCCUGUUACGUUAAAGGCAGAUAAUGCACCUCAACUUAGUGCAGACUGUGCGGAGUUUAAGCAAUUCUGUGAUGCAAAUGGCAUCAAACUGAUGAACACUAUUCCCUAUUGGCCGCAAUCAAACGGGGAGGUUGAGCGCCAAAACCGCUCGAUCAUUAAGCGUCUUCGUAUAGCCCAAGAACUUGGACAUGACUGGCGCCAAGAACUUUACAAGUAUUUGCUCACUUAUCAUUCUUCCAAGCACCCAACGACAGGAAAAUCACCGGGUGAGAUUAUGUUUGGUCGUCGCAUCAAAAACAAACUACCAUGUAUUUCAUCUUUUCAAGAAGAUGCAGGGGUUAGGGAACGAGAUGCUGUAGUUAAACAAAAAGGUAAAGAGUACGCGGAUCAAAGACGGGGGGCAAAACGAAGUAUUCUAAAAGUGGGUGACCACGUGUUGGCCAAAAGAAUGCGUAAAGUUAGUAAGCUGGACGGAGACUUCAGUAAUGAAGAAUUUGUCAUUUGUCAAAAAAAAGGGACAGAUACAUUAAUCCAGUCAAAGGACAAUGGCAAGCAAUACAGACGGAGCUCAGCGCAUCUUAAAAAAAUAGGAGAAGAGCAGCAUUCUUCUGUUGACGAAUCCACAAAUAACCCUUUACACCCAUCAGAGACAGGAAACACUCCUAUUAAAGCGUCUGCGCCCAAUCAGCCAUUAGCUAAUCCAGAUAAACGAAUUAGAAUACCUCCGUCAAAGUAUCAUGACUAUGUCCCAUACUGA
Molecule: messenger RNA, 1794 nt
Organism: Sabethes cyaneus
Lineage: Eukaryota; Metazoa; Arthropoda; Insecta; Diptera; Culicidae
Exons: 1
Coding region: 1-1794 (597 amino acids)
Biological process (GO): DNA integration
Molecular function (GO): nucleic acid binding
Source: RefSeq, a predicted model, not a curated record